This is a messenger RNA of Cryptomeria japonica (Japanese cedar), 2941 nucleotides long. RefSeq names its product disease resistance protein Roq1-like. Lineage: Eukaryota; Viridiplantae; Streptophyta; Pinopsida; Cupressales; Cupressaceae. Gene Ontology annotation, molecular function: ADP binding. The record is from RefSeq and is a predicted model, not a curated record. The transcript is spliced from 5 exons. Gene Ontology annotation, biological process: defense response; signal transduction. The coding region runs from base 82 to 1884 and encodes 600 amino acids.
AAGAUCAAAUCUUCUUUGACUGCAAAACAGUAUGAUGUGUUCAUUAACCAUCGAGGCCCAGACACUAAAACAUAUCUGGCUAUGCCGCUUUAUAAUUCUCUACAACAAGCUGGGAUCCGGACAUAUGUAGAUGCUCCAGAGACUGAACUGGGAGAUUAUUUUCCUUCUGCCAUAAAGAAUGCCAUAUCCUCUGCCACAAUACACAUAGCCAUCUUGUCGCCGCAAUAUGCAGAGUCUGCUUGGUGCUUAGCUGAGCUAUCUUUGAUGUUCCAAACCAGGGCUAGAAUUAUUCCCGUGUUUUACGGAGUCCAGCCUUCAGACUUCCGCUACAUAAAAAAUGAAGUUGCAGAUGCAUUUAGAAAACACGAAGAGAAGGAGAAGGAGGGCAGAUAUCCUAAACAUGACAUUCAACAGUGGAAAGAAUGCCUGCAGAACGUUUCAGGAAUCAAGGGCUACGAAAUGAAGGAACAAAAUGAUGAUCUGAAGAAGCUGUGUGAUGAUGUCGUGUCUGCCGUGGUUAAGGAAAAGCAAAAGAGAAAAAUUCUUUUCCAAGUUGCAAAAUAUGAGGUGGGACUUGAUGAGCUUGUGAAAGAUUUCUACAGCCAUUGCCAGAGAAAUGGACAGAUGAGAGAUAAAAUAAUUGGCAUCAUUGGAAUGGGAGGGUCUGGCAAGACCACUCUCGCCAAAUAUUUGUUCAAUCACAAACAUUCAGAAUUUAGUGGAUCAACUAGCUUGUUUGAUGUGCGGGAAAACCAUGUCAAAGGUACACUGACUUCUCUGCAAAGUAAGCUUCUCAAUGAUCUGGGAGGGGAAAUAAAUCAGCAUGAAUUUUGUAGCAUAGAAGAUGGAAUCGCCGUUAUCAAGGAUUACUUUCAAAAAAACCCAGAAUCAAAGUUUCUUGUAGUUAUAGAUGAUGUUGAUCAUAAGAAUCAGUUAGAUGCCCUAUUGCCCACAGAUGCUCUCAAUCACAAUAGUUUGGUGAUUGUCACAACCCGGGACGAGAGGCUUCUUAUACAGGCCGGAGUCAGAGUCCGUUAUAAGAUGAAGGAAAUGAAUCCACAGCAUAGCAGAGAGCUCUUAUGCUGGCAUGCGUUUCAUAGAAAAUCUUGUAAAAGUGGAUUUGAUAAUCUGGUAGACAGCUUUGUCCAAGUGUGUGGAGGAUUACCACUUGCUCUUCAAGUAAUGGGCGGGCAUGUUUUCGGCAGUGACAAAGCUUAUUGGAAGUUACAAUUAAAUAUUGCUAAGGAGGCAAGAGUACACAAAGACAUAAAACAUAAGCUUAAGAUAAGCUAUGAUGCUCUGGAAGAGGAUGAGAAACAGAUAUUUAUGGAUGUAGCAUGCUUUUUCAUAGGGGAAGAUGUGAACAGGGCCAAAAGUAUAUGGAGGGCUUCAGGGUGGAGAGCUGAACAUGGACUUCAGACUCUCAAGGACAGAUGCCUUGUUGAAGUGGAAACUUGUUUAGAAAUGACGGACUAUCCGGAUUCGAAAUGCCAUUAUGAGCCAGGAUUUAAAUUGAGAAUGCAUGACCACCUCCGUGACUUAGGGAGAGAAAUGGCAGAUAAUGAAACGAGCCAUCCUCGUCGGCUGUGGCGUCCUGAAGAUCGUAUUGAUAUAAGCGAAUUCGAGGGAAUCCAAGACACCCAUCCUGACUCCGAAGGAAAAAGUUUCAGAUGUUUCGCGUGUGACCUUAUACGUGCUGAUGCUCUUCAUAUAACAUAUUUUCUGGGGAGUUCAAAGACAUCAACUUCUUUACAAUGCCUUCAACUUCAGCCUAUGCACACUUUAAGUCUAUUAACUAUUCGUGAAUGGAUUCCUCUACAGAAUUUGCACACUUUAAGUCUUCAAAGAGUAUUACCUACGAUAUUGUGGCAAAGGGAUGACUAGGUUCCAGUCAAGUUGAAAGAGCUAUACUGCAACUUUUAUCCUCUUGUAUUUUUAGACUUCAAUCAUGAUGUGCUUAUGACAUAUUUAAACGAACUAGUGAGUUCUUUCGGAACGCUCAAACAUCUGGAGAAUUUGCACCUAGAAUUUGAAGCUCUUUACUCAGACUUGAAUAUCGAAUGGAAUUUGUUGCUGAAAUCUGUAAGAGAACUCACCAAUCUGAAAACUUUAAAGCUGGCAUUGUUUGCUGCUGUAGAAGGGGAUAUUGUUUUCAGCAACAGGGGAGAGACAACUGAUGAUCGGUUUUGUAUGAGAAGCCUUGAAGCCAUAUCUCUGUGUGAGGUAGGGGACACAAGGAAGGUCUCAAUUCAUGGACAGUUCUGUCCCACCUUGAAAUCUCUUAAGCUUUGUUCUAUGAGAGAUCUAAGUGAAGUGGAUUUAACAGGGGUAACCACACUGGAAUGUCUUGUGCUGUUCGACUGUGAAAAGUUGACAAAAGUGUUGAGCAAUUAUAUGCCAGAACUUGAAAUGGUCCACAUAAAAUUAUGCGAGACUAUGACAGAGUUGCCAAAUUUUGGGCAUGUCAGUUGUCUCAAGAGGAUCUAUAUUAGCCGCUGUUGGGAUCUACAGGAUAUAUCAGCAAUUGAAAGAUUUAAGGGACUGGAGAGGAUAUGGAUUGCUUAUUGUCCAAAGCUGAAGAGUAUAAAAGCUAUUGAACAAUUGAAGGGGUUGAGAAGAAUCUGGAUUGAGGACUGUCCACAGCUGGAGGGUGUAAUUUGUUUUAAAGAAUUGAAGGAGUUGAAGAGAAUCUUCAUCGGGGGUUGUCCGAAGCUGCAGAAUAUAAGGGGUAUUGAAGAAUUGAAAGGACUGAAGGAGAUGAUGAUUGCAGUCUGUCCUAUAAUAGGUGUCGUUGAAAGGUUGCAGAGAUUGCCGUCGGAGCUUACAAUUCUAGCAGGGAGAUGGACGCCAGAUUGGGAAGGACUUGACUCCAAAUGGACAUCGCUCAUGUCAGAUCUUAAAAAAUUUGGGACACAUUGUUUCUGUGAAAUAGAUUCGUUGA